ACAUUCUACUUACAGGUGAUCAGCUACAGCAGCCUGUCUGAACCAGAACCAAGGAGGAUAAGAGAAAUGUUAAGCAAGCUGGUAGUUAUCAAACUGAAUGGUGGAUUAGGAACUACCAUGGGAUGCACUGGGCCCAAAUCUCUAAUUCCUGUGCGAAAUGAGCUCACCUUUCUAGAUUUGACCGUCCAGCAGAUAGAGCAUCUUAAUAAAACGUACGACGCUGAUGUACCAUUAGUACUUAUGAACUCAUUCAACACAGACGAGGAAACCCACAAAGUUCUGCCAAAAUAUCGUGGUUUACGUAUCAAGAUUUAUACUUUCAAUCAGAGCAGGUAUCCAAGGUUGAACAAAGAAAGCUUACUUCCUAUUGGCAGGACGCUUAAAAAUCCGGAUCCGGAAGCGUGGUAUCCUCCUGGCCACGGAGACUUCUACGAAUCCUUCUUCAACUCUGGCCUCCUGGAGAUGUUCAUCAGCGCCGGCAGGGAAUAUUGCUUUGUUUCGAACAUCGAUAACCUGGGCGCCACCGUCGACCUCAAUAUCUUGAAUACGUUGCUCCAUCCCGGAGAAUCCUCGAGUCACGAAUUCGUGAUGGAAGUCACAGACAAGACGAAAGGUGAUGUCAAGGGUGGGACUCUUAUCCAAUAUGAAAAUAAGCUUCGCCUUCUAGAAAUACCUCAAGUCCCAAAAGAGCGUGUGGACGAAUUCAAAAGUGUCAACAAGUUCAAAAUAUUCAAUACUAAUAAUCUUUGGAUGAAACUGAAAACUAUCGCCAGUUUAGUGGAAGAGCAUAGGCUGAAUAUGGAAAUAAUAGUCAAUCCCAAACAUUUAGACAAUGGUAUGAAUGUCAUACAAUUAGAAACAGCCGCCGGAGCCGCCAUGAAGGACUUUGACGGUGCAGUGGGUAUCAAUGUUCCUCGAAGUCGAUUUUUACCUGUGAAGAAAACAUCUGACUUGCUAUUGGUGAUGAGCAAUCUCUACAAUAUGAGAAACGGAAGCUUGGCUAUGAGUCCCUUGAGGGCUUUUCCGUCGACUCCCCUCGUUAAACUGGGAGACUUGCAUUUCCUAAAGGUUCGAGACUUUCUAUCCAGGUUUGACACCAUUCCAGACAUGCUUGAACUGGAUCAUCUUACUGUUUCUGGUGAUGUCACUUUUGGGAGAGGAGUUUCUUUGAAAGGUACUGUGAUUAUCAUUGCCAAUCAUGGAGAUAGGAUUGACAUCCCAAAUGGUGCCAUUCUCGAAAACAAGAUAGUAUCUGGAAAUCUACGCAUUCUUACACACUGAAACUACUGUGUAAAUAAAAAAAGCAGACUUAACGUACUAGCUUAUUGGUCUUCCGAACGCUAAAAUAUCUGUGACAUUUAAUUAUUGUUAAGGGAAAAUCGAUAAGCUGUUAUAAUCGUUGAUGGCUCAACGUACUGCACAUUUCGAAUUUUCAUUCUUAAAUUGUAAUUAAUGUGUUAUUUUGUUUACAGAAGUUAUAGCAACAAGAAUUCAAGCAUAUCGCGUAUUAGUUUGCUGCCAAAAAUAUAAAUAAAGUAUAUUUUGUUGAAUUUA
Stegodyphus dumicola is the source of this 1554-nucleotide messenger RNA. RefSeq names its product UTP--glucose-1-phosphate uridylyltransferase-like. Gene Ontology annotation, molecular function: UTP:glucose-1-phosphate uridylyltransferase activity. NCBI's taxonomy places the organism in Eukaryota, Metazoa, Arthropoda, Arachnida, Araneae, Eresidae. Gene Ontology annotation, biological process: UDP-alpha-D-glucose metabolic process. The record is from RefSeq and is a predicted model, not a curated record.